AUGUGUCUCCUGUACUGUCGUUCCGUGUUUCUAGAACAUACCUGCAAGUCAAUUGAGUCUUCGUCGGACUACGGCUCGAGCGAGUAUGGCAAGACUGCGGGCACAUACGACUCUGACAACUACGGUUCGAAGACCUCCGGUAGCUACGGAUCCGAUAGUUACGGCUCCAAGACUUCUACCGGACACAGCUCUGGCAAACACGGGUCUAAGUCAUCGGGCGACUACGGUAGAUCAAGCUCGGACAACUACCCUUCUCAGACGUCUGGUGGCUACGGAUCGAGCGACUACAACAAACCUAGAUCGGGCAACUACGGUUCUAGCACCUACGGAUCCAAGGGCUCUAGCGGAUAUGGAUCGAGCGACUACGGCAAAUCUAGCUCCGGAACCUAUGGCUCCGACUCCUACGGCUCGCGGACCUCUGGCGGCUAUGACUCGGGUAGUCAUGGCCGGACUAGCGCUGAUAACUAUGGCUCGGGCACCACUGGUAACUAUGGAGGAACCUCUACCACUGGCUACGGGUCGAACGAGUAUGGAUCUAAACCUGGAUCUGGCAACUACGGCUCGAGCACAACUGGGGGCUAUGGGAGUGGAUCUACCAGUGGUUAUGGGACCCAGUCGGGUUCUGGCAACUAUGGCUCGAGCACCACCGGUGGCUAUGGAUCGAGAUCCAAUGAAUAUGGCUCGGGUACUGAUUCUUAUGGCUCUCAGAGCUUUGGAGGCGGCAAUGCUACAGGCGGUAGCAGCUACAGUGGCCGUGGAACUGGUCAGCAGACUGGGGGAUCCUACGGAUAUGACUCUGCAAACAAGAUGGGCGGUUCGCGCAUGGAGUCGGAGACCGGAUAUUCCCAGCGAAACCAGUGGUGA
Aspergillus terreus NIH2624 is the source of this 864-nucleotide messenger RNA. RefSeq lists its product as uncharacterized. Bases 1 to 864 code for a protein of 287 amino acids. NCBI's taxonomy places the organism in Eukaryota, Fungi, Ascomycota, Eurotiomycetes, Eurotiales, Aspergillaceae. The record is from RefSeq and is a predicted model, not a curated record. The transcript is spliced from 2 exons.